Aphanomyces invadans is the source of this 780-nucleotide messenger RNA. RefSeq lists its product as hypothetical. The coding region runs from base 1 to 780 and encodes 259 amino acids. The record is from RefSeq and is a predicted model, not a curated record. Gene Ontology annotation, cellular component: lysosome. NCBI's taxonomy places the organism in Eukaryota, Oomycota, Saprolegniomycetes, Saprolegniales, Verrucalvaceae. The transcript has 3 exons. Gene Ontology annotation, molecular function: cysteine-type endopeptidase activity.
AUGACGGAAGCCGAGUUCAAGGACCUUGUGGUCGGUCGUUCGUUCCAGCAAGGCCUGAGCGCCGUAAACGCUCUCCCGUCGGGCGACGUCAACCUGAACGCACCCCAAGCUGCAUCGUCGGCCCACUGCCUCGCGUCGGGAGAGCUCCUCGACUUGUCCGAACAGCAAGUGACGAGUUGCUCGACCAACGGUUGCAACAGUGGCUAUGAGGAUACAGCCAUCGACUACCUUGUCAGCACUGGCGUGUGCCUGGAGCGAGACUUUCCCUACACGUCUGGCACCACUGGCUUGACUGGCUCGUGCGCCAACUCGUGCACCAAGAAGAAGCUCAGCAUCGGUGCGACCGUCCUGGUUCAUGGCGAGUCUGCCACGGUCGCCGCAUUGAACAACCAGCCUGUGUCCGUGGCUGUCGAGGCAGGCAACUCGGUGUGGAUGAACUACCGCAGCGGUGUCGUCUCGCAAUGCCCUGGCGCGAACUCGGACCACGCCGUCAUCGCUGUGGGGUACGAUACUUCGUCUAUUAAGAUCCGCAACUCGUGGAGCGCCAACUGGGGCGAAGCUGGACACAUCCGCCUCAAACGGCGCUGGCAACGGCACCCCACGACUACCAAGCCCACUACUAAGCCCAAGACGACUACCCCUGCUCCCGCGUCUGCCCAGCCUGACGGGUGUGACAACUGCAGCGGAUGCUACUACCCGGCCGGGGACAUGUGUUUGCCGGAUGAAUACACCAAGGACGACAGCGACUACUACAGCGUCGAGUACAACACAGGCAACUAA